This is a messenger RNA of Betta splendens (Siamese fighting fish), 1629 nucleotides long. It is a transcript of the gene junbb, whose product is annotated as JunB proto-oncogene, AP-1 transcription factor subunit b. NCBI's taxonomy places the organism in Eukaryota, Metazoa, Chordata, Actinopteri, Anabantiformes, Osphronemidae. Gene Ontology annotation, molecular function: DNA-binding transcription factor activity, RNA polymerase II-specific; transcription factor binding; RNA polymerase II cis-regulatory region sequence-specific DNA binding. Gene Ontology annotation, biological process: regulation of cell population proliferation; regulation of cell cycle; regulation of transcription by RNA polymerase II. The record is from RefSeq and is a predicted model, not a curated record. Gene Ontology annotation, cellular component: transcription regulator complex. Bases 227 to 1213 code for a protein of 328 amino acids. The transcript has a single exon.
UCGACGGCCCGCCUGAACGCACCUCAACGCGCACCGAGCCCGAACGGACUUCAGAAACACAACUGUACGAUCAGAUACUGGGCCGAGGUGAAAGCAGCCGCUUGGAUUUUUGUUCCGUGUUGGUUGGACUCUGUUGAUGCGCGCUCUCUGCUGUCACUGACAUUUGUUGGUUCCCAGAGCUUGUCUGUGAUCAGCUGGUAAGCUCGCACGUUUUCUCUACGACUUUAUGUCUACAAAGAUGGAACAGCCUUUUUACCAUGACGACUCCUUUCUGUCGCAUUACGGCCACUCAGAUGCAGCAGUGAACGACUACAAACUGCUAAAGCAGAAUAUGAAUUUGAACUUGACAGACUCGUACCGCAGCCUGAAAUCGCAGCUGAGAGCCGAGGCGGACCCGUACCACGGCGGCCAGCAGGACGUGGGCUCCCUGAAGCUCGCCUCCCCAGAGCUGGAGAGGCUCAUCAUCCAGAACGGUAACGGUGUGAUCACCACUCCCACCCCGGGACAGUACUUCUACAACCGGGGAAUCACCGAUGAGCAGGAGGGCUUCGCCGAGGGCUUCGUCAAAGCCCUGGACGAGCUGCACAAGAUGAACCAGAUGCCCCCCCCGAACGUGUCCAUCGGAGCCGGUGGAGUUACUACAUGUUCGCCGGCGGCCUCUAGCGUCUUCGGCUCCGCCUUGCAGCCGGAGCCUCCCAUCUACACCACACUGAACGCUUACUGCCCCAACUCGAGCGCCUCCUCCGCGUCCAGCUACCCCUCCGCCACCAUCAGCUACCUGCCGCCGCACCCGCAGAGCCACCCGCAGACCUCGACGCACGGCACGCACCCGUUCCAGCACUCCCUGCCCGGCUCGGGACUGCACCCGCAACGGCUGGUCGCCCUGAAAGAGGAGCCUCAGACCGUGCCCGACCUGCUCAGCAGCGACGGCUCCCCUCCGAUGUCCCCCAUCGACCUGGAGACGCAGGAGAGGAUCAAGGCGGAGCGCAAGAGGCUGCGGAACCGGCUGGCGGCCACCAAGUGCCGGAGGCGCAAGCUGGAGCGCAUCGCGCGGCUGGAGGAGAAGGUGAAAGUUCUGAAGAACGACAACGCGGGCCUCUCCAACACCGCGUCGGUGCUGCGAGACCAGGUCGCGCAGCUCAAGCAGAAGGUGCUGACACACGUGAGCAGCGGCUGUCAGCUGAUGCUGACGAGCAAGAUGGAAGCGUUUUAGGAGCAAACACUCAGAACUGACAAUAAAGUGAUAACACUGGACACGUGCACGCGCAGCACUGGACUAGCGGCUGGUGUGGGUCAGCACCACCGAGCCGAGGGCUGUGUAGAGACGGCUCCGUGGGGACGGAUGAAUGGUACUGCCGGAUGCUGGACACCGCUCAAAGGACCAUUGAUCCCUGAACCAGAGCAGCACAGCGGGCUCCGGCCCGCGUGUCGGCUUCACUAAUGCUAUCAAACGGGGAUAAAGAUGAUGAAUAUUGUACUUUUUGCUACUUGUCAUGCGAUGCUGCAGUUUAUUCAUGGUGUAAAUUAUUUUGUUUGCCCGGUUGAUCCAGACAAACUGACGAUGUCAAAUGUUUACAAUGUCUUUUUUUAUUUGUGAUGUGUAUUUAAGUAAAGUAUCUUAAAAUGAAA